AAAAGACAUAUUGGCCAUAAAUUGGUGCGGAAAGGAGCCAAAGUGCAACAUAAAAGCGUGCAAAAUGCAGGAAGUUAAAUGUUUCGGACCCAAAAUUUCUUGAGGGAGGACGCCCAUGCUUCUUCUUCACGUGUCACCCUAAUACUCAGAUAAAAUGUUUGAAAAAAGUGAAAAAGAAAGAUUAUCAAAGUGCGACACAAAUACGCGCUCACCUGAGGAAUGCCUUUUACGCACACAAACACUCUGCAUGCCACAGAGUGAAACUGGUGACUGACAAGGAAAAAAACCUUAAUUAUUUACUCUUAAGGUCCACUCGGUUUGAAAUGACGUCGUUCACAUGAAACCGCGUCAAGGGCAAAAGAGUAAUCGGUGCAGACAAGAAGUUCCUGGAAACAGCGCGGAGAGCUGGGACGCUUCAAACACACAGAUUCCUCGGAGGCUUGACUUCUGUGCUCAGUUUACAGCCUUCAGCAGAAACACACUGAGAGAGAAACUCUGCCGUUGAUCUCUUAUGCAGAUCACAGUCACAGCUCCGAGGACUGGAGCAGACAUUUAUCCUGACAUGUCACUUUGGGGAAAGUGUUUGCGACAACAAUAGGUAUGAGCCUUGGAUUACUGCUUUCUGAGUAAAGCAAACUUUACAAUAACUUGGCUUCCCAACUUUCCGGUGCUUCAGCCAUGAGUGGAAAAGGUUGUCAGCUGCUGGUGUCUCCUUGUAGCGUGUCUCCAUCGCUGAGCAUGAUCAGAGGACACCAGUCCCAGUCCAUCAGGAUGCCCCUGUCCUCCCCACAAAGGACAAACCUCAGUGUCUCCUCGGGGAGAAUGGACAAAGCAAAAAGAGGGGCCAUCCAUGACUUAACUGCUGGGAAACAGAGCGGAAACCACGUCGUCCUGCCAAACCUGAGCCUCCGCAGAAGGGUGUUGACCAACGGGAAGCAUCUCAGCAUGUCCACUGCUUCACCUGCUGCUCAUCAUCCUCACAACGCAACAGGGACGACUAAUGCACAGACACGACUCCGCUCCUUUAAUAAUAGCUUCAAAGAUUGCCCUGCGUCUGGUCCUGCCAUGGAUGUGUUUGGUCAAGCAGCUGGUGUUAACCUAACAGUGACCAACAGUCCCAUGGCAGUAGUCACAGGCCAACCAUAUACCGCUGGGCCUGUAGCACCUCAUCCUCCAUCGCAGGCUCACAGCGUUCCCCACAUGGAUGCCAGAUCUGUGCUGUCCAGAGAAUCCCUGGCAUCCACCACCCUCAGCCUGUUUGAAACGCAGUCGAUGUUUAGUGGCAGACAUGACUGGCCAUAUGGUUACCGUGUGCUUCCUCCCCUGGGAUUACCUCAGAGCUCCACUCAGGCCAGUGAAGGUGUGGAGCAGCUCAGCCUUUCGCCCGGCACGACCGUAUCAGGCGGCACGAGCACCUCCGCCUCCCUGCCCUCGUAUCUCUUCGGAGGUGAGGUCGGAAGCCCCAGACAGUCUCGUGCGAAGAAGAGAGCCCUCUCCAUGUCACCUCUCUCCGAUGUCAUGGGCAUCGAUUUCAACUCCAUUAUACGCACCUCGCCUACCUCGCUCGUGGCUUACAUCAAUGGCUCCCGCAGCUCCCCGGCCUCCCAUCCCACGCUCUCGCCCAUUCAGUCGGAGAGCUACGGUCACUUUCUGGGUGUGAGGGGUCGCUGCAUCCCCCAGACCCAUCCCUACACCAUGCCAGGCUCUUCACAAGCCUUGGCCCCGCAGUCAGAGUGUGGCCGUAUGCAGAUGCUUGAAGAGGGAGGGGGUCUGGAGAGCCAGAUGGCUAACAUGGUGGUGGAGCAGCAGUGCCUCCCCGAUGAAGGAGGGGUGCUGGAGAAGACUUCAGACAGAUGCAGCCAAACCGCCAACAAUAUGCUGCCACCUCUACAGUUAGAGCCAGCUCUGCUGACUUCUAUCCAAGAGGCUGCUACUCCACACGGGCCUCCACCACCCUACCACUCGCACCAGCACAUCCACCUCGCCAGAAUAAAACCCUCUUCUCAGGACGCGCAAGCUCCGAUGGUUCCUCCCAGGCACGGAGUCAGCUUUUUACCCCAGAUCCCGAUGCUGGAAGAAGAAGAGGGAGAGCUAGAUGACUAUGGGGCCCACUGCUGCAGGUGGUUGGACUGUAGCGCGGUGUAUGACCAAAAGGAGGAGCUGGUGAGGCACAUAGAAAAGCUCCAUGUGGACCAGAGGAAGGCUGAGGAUUUUACAUGUUACUGGGUGGGCUGUCCACGCAACUUCAAGCCUUUCAACGCCCGAUACAAACUUCUUAUCCACAUGAGGGUCCAUUCAGGAGAGAAACCCAACAAGUGUUCGUUUGAAGGCUGCAAGAAGGCUUUCUCUCGACUAGAAAAUCUGAAGAUCCACCUGCGGAGCCACACGGGGGAGAAACCCUAUAUGUGUCAGCACCCAGGAUGCCACAAGGCUUUCAGCAACUCAAGUGACCGAGCUAAACACCAGCGCACACACCUGGACACAAAACCUUACGCCUGCCAGGUUCCCGGCUGUGCAAAGCGCUACACUGAUCCCAGCUCCUUGAGGAAACACAUGAAGUCCCAUUCGACAAAAGAACGACAGCUACGGAAGAAGAUGAAAUCCACUGCUGAUGGGACCCAGGAUACGCUGACAGACUGUUUAACCAUCCAUCCUCUACAACCAAGCCUUUCUCCUCUGGCAAGGCUAGACAACAACUUGAACACGUCCCCUGGUGCCUCCCAUGACUCAUACUCUGAUGUUCGACAAGGACAAGACUCCUACAGCAAUCCUCACCUGGCACUGUUGUUCUCCUUACAGGAUAAUUACAGGUUUGUUGAUCCUUCCCCUCACCAGCUCUUCCCUGGGGACCAGUGUGGGCCUCACUCUUCCACCUGCCUCCCACAUCCUCCCACUGGGACAUCCCUGCAGAGCAACUGUGAUCUGAAGCAGCCGCCCAGUCAGCCACCUGAUCUGGCAGAUCACAGCGCAGGAUUUGGUGUCCACGUUCAAGCAGACGAUAUAGCCACUAAUCAAGAAUUACACGAAGGGGAUUUCUUCAACGUAGUGGAUCACUGCACAAACCAAGUCUCCUGCAACUAUACGGAAGGAUGACACUUGUGGGUUUCUUUUCUUUGCACUAUUUUGUAUCACUUUGCCAUUCAAAUCAAAUGCUUAACGGGAAAGACAUGACACUGCGACCUAGUGACAACUUCAUUUAGCAAAAAUAAAAGGAUAUUUGAUGGAAAAAACUGUUUAUGAUACCACUUCAUGCAUCAAAAUGAAGGAACUGACUACACUCUUUGACUAAAUCUCUGUAAAUGUACUAUCUGACUCAACUGGCUUCUCUUAUCCUCAUAAUCGAUGUACAGUAAUGACCAUGCCUACAGGAUUUUAAUGUUUACUCCUUCGGUUUUUAUACAGCUUGUGUAUAAUGUGCAGAAUGUAUUUUUUACGUAGUUUCUGAUGAUGUUUUGCACAAUGUUCAAUACUGCAUUCAAAGCAAAGUAUGCAAGGGAUCAUUUAUUAAGGUUUUUCUUAGAACCAUGGCUUUGUAACUAUAGUAACAAGACAGCCUUACCAUUUCACUGUUCAUACACAUAACCUGUUGAUUGGAUAUACUAACAUGCUGUGAGUACUUCUGCACCUACACUGUGAGGCUGAUUUGUGGCGAUGACCGUCCCUGUGAUUUGAAAAUGUUUUUUGUUCCUCGUACUGCUCAUACUUUAAUUACACUUCACGUUAUUGCCGUGCCCCCCUGCAAGCAUGGAAUAAUGGCGUACAUUUGUGAACCUCUUUUUUUUUCUUCAUUUCAGUUCAUUUUCAUACAAAGGAAAAGGAAAAUUGUGUACACUUGAAAAGCUGUUUGAUCCAGAGAAACUAUUACAGUGAUUAACUGCUUUAACUUUUA
Molecule: messenger RNA, 3889 nt
Organism: Acanthochromis polyacanthus (spiny chromis)
Lineage: Eukaryota; Metazoa; Chordata; Actinopteri; Pomacentridae
Gene: glis3
Product: GLIS family zinc finger 3
Exons: 10
Coding region: 679-3093 (804 amino acids)
Biological process (GO): regulation of transcription by RNA polymerase II
Cellular component (GO): nucleus
Molecular function (GO): DNA-binding transcription factor activity, RNA polymerase II-specific; RNA polymerase II cis-regulatory region sequence-specific DNA binding
Source: RefSeq, a predicted model, not a curated record